This is a messenger RNA of Drosophila eugracilis, 2923 nucleotides long. Its product is annotated as small G protein signaling modulator 3 homolog. Lineage: Eukaryota; Metazoa; Arthropoda; Insecta; Diptera; Drosophilidae. The coding region runs from base 144 to 2558 and encodes 804 amino acids. Gene Ontology annotation, molecular function: protein binding. The record is from RefSeq and is a predicted model, not a curated record. The transcript has 3 exons.
GCUGAUAGUGAAAUCAGGUUUGGAAGCCAAUUGGAAACAAUGCAGAAUUAAUAUUUUUGUUUCACGCGACCACACAAGACACUCGACAGAAACUUUCACUGAAUGCUCGACCAGGACACGACAGGAAAUUAGCUAGUCCCACAAUGGACAUGGCCAGAAGCAUUUUUGGCCGCGACCACGAGGGUUACGUGGGCCGUGAAGAGCAUACGCGCAAACUCCAGAACCUUGGCUCGGAAGACGAUCUGGGCGAGCUUCCGCCCAUGAUGGAGGAACUGAGUGUGGCCGAUGGGCUACGACCAAAUCCCGGGGGGCCAUUCUCAGCCCUAACAGCCUCUAUGUGGCCCCAAGAAAUCCUAGCCAAGCUAGGUGGCGGCGCGGAGCUGGCCUCCGGGCCAAACGACCAGCCGGAAUAUCGAUUCGACGAGUUCGGUUUCCGGGUAGAGGAAGAGGACGGACCAGAGCAGAGCUCUAACAAGCUACUCAGCAUCCCGUUCGUAGAGGAUGAACAGCAAAGGCUCCAGUGGAUCGCCCACCUAGAAUUUUCGCACAACAAGGAGGCCACAGAGCUGAGCUGGGAACAUGUAGAUGUGAUGCUACCACGCACCGAAAAACUUCGAAACAUGGUACGCCAAGGUAUCCCUCACACCCUGCGCGCCCAAAUGUGGAUGCGCCUGUCUGGAGCUCUGGCUAAGAAGCAGAAAAGCGAGACGAGCUACCAUGAUAUAGUCAAGGCUUCUAGCAAUGAUCAGCUGAUGACAUCGAAGCAGAUCGAGAAGGACCUUCUGCGAAUCCUGCCCACGAAUGCCUGCUUCAGCAAUCCAAACGGGACGGGCAUUCCACGCCUGCGGCGCAUCCUGAGGGGUAUCGCGUGGCUUUUCCCUGACAUCGGCUAUUGCCAGGGCACCGGAGUGAUUGUGGCUUGUUUGCUGCUAUUCAUGGAGGAGGAAAACGCCUUCUGGAUGAUGGCCACCAUUGUGGAGGAUCUGCUGCCAGCUUCGUACUACAGCUCCACCCUACUCGGCAUUCAGGCUGACCAGCGUGUGAUGCAAACGCUCAUAGCCAAUUAUCUGAGCAGCGUGGAUGAGUCGUUGCGGAAACAUGACAUUGAGUUGUCGCUGAUCACGCUGCAUUGGUUUCUCACCCUGUUUGCCAACGUGGUGCAUAUGAAAAUCCUGGUGCGUAUCUGGGAUUGGUUUUUCUACGAGGGCUCCAUAGUGCUUUUUCAAUUGACACUAGGAAUGCUCAAGGUAAAGGAGCAAAAUCUGAAGCACCUAGAAAACUCAGCACAGAUUUUCAAUUCGCUAUCCGACAUUCCCGGCGAAGUCACCGACGUAGAAGUGCUCUUCCGUCAGGCUCUAGAGGUGGGUGGCUCCCUAAGCCAGACGGUAAUCGAUACCCAUCGAAGGCGCCAUCUAGCAUAUCUUAUGGCGGAUCAAGGUCACCAGAUAGGAAAUCCCGAGGCUGCUCCAAAUCUUCCAAAACAGCAGCUAGCCCGACGACAGGUACGGAAAAGCAAAUCUAUCCUGGAGGCCUUUCUCUUUCGCGGCGACGCCGGUGAAGGUGAUCAGCUAAAGAACAAAAACAUCCGGCAAACGGAGAUUCUAGUGGACCUAAGAGAGGCUAUUCUUAAAGUGGGUCGCCAUUUCAUCACCAUUGAACCCAAACUUUCCGGUCACAUCCAGCUGACUGCCAACUACAGCACCGAGUCGCAUGCCAAGGACCACGAAAACUUUAUCAACGUAGCAAGAACGCGUAAACGUCGGGCCAAAGCGUUGCACGACUUUGAGCGGCACGACGACGAUGAGUUGGGCUUCAGGCGAAACGAUAUAAUUACGAUCAUUAGCCAAAAGGACGAACACUGCUGGGUGGGUGAACUCAACGGACUACGCGGCUGGUUUCCGGCAAAGUUUGUUGAGCUACUGGACGAAAGGAGCAAGCUGUACACCACGGCAGGGGACGAUUGCGUCUCAGAGACAGUUACAGACCUUGUUCGUGGCACUUUGGCGCCAGCCAUUAAGGCCUUUUUGGAGCACGGCAUGAAACGGCCAACGUUCCUAGGCGGACCUAUUCACCCUUGGCUGUACAUUGAGGAAGCGGCCACGCGAGAGGUGGAAAAGGACUUUGAAUCGGUGUACAGCCGACUGGUACUGUGCAAAACGUAUCGUCUGGAUGAAGACGGCAAGGUGUUAACGCCUGAGGAAUUGCUCUACCGUUGCGUUCAGGCCAUCAAUCAGACGCAUGAUGAUGCCCACGCCCAGAUGGAUGUUAAGUUGCGUUCGCUUAUCUGCUUGGGCCUUAACGAACAGGUUCUUCACCUCUGGUUGGAGGUUCUCUGUGCCUGCCAGGAGGUCGUGCAAAAAUGGUAUCACUCGUGGAGCUUCAUCGAUUCACCUGGGUGGGUGCAAAUCAAAUGUGAGCUACGAAUUCUCUCGCAAUUCGCCUUCAACUUAAACCCUGACUGGGAACUGCCACCCAAGCGCGGCAAAGAGUCGCAGCCUCUCAAGGAUGGAGUACGGGAUAUGCUGGUGAAACAUCAUCUCUUUUCAUGGGAUUUGUGAAGCUUGUCCCCGCCGUGUAUGGAGUUCCAAAAUCGUUGGCAAUCAACCGCGUAUCCAAUAUCUCAUUACCCCGUCUCGUUUCUAUAUUUUUCAUGUGCAAUUGCAAUUUUUUGAUUCUUAGUAGCUAGCAUCCGCUUUUUUAGUACUUCUUUGUUGUCGUACGCCUAACUUAAGUGCUUUACCAUACCGAUCUUUAGCUGUAACUAUAACUUUAAUUCGCCCUAUGUAUAGCUCGUGCCGUUUGUUUACUUAAUAUCCAUCCAUAAUUAUAAAACUUAGACCACACCAAUCUACUAAAUUACAAAUGUAACGUACCUUUAAAUUGAAAUCAAAUCUUAUAAAGUACAUACAUAUUUAUUACUAUA